Messenger RNA from Pygoscelis adeliae (Adelie penguin), 1188 nucleotides. Its product is annotated as myosin light chain kinase, smooth muscle-like. Gene Ontology annotation, cellular component: cytoplasm; nucleus. NCBI's taxonomy places the organism in Eukaryota, Metazoa, Chordata, Aves, Sphenisciformes, Spheniscidae. The transcript has 9 exons. Gene Ontology annotation, biological process: protein phosphorylation; intracellular signal transduction; positive regulation of apoptotic process. Gene Ontology annotation, molecular function: ATP binding; protein serine/threonine kinase activity. The record is from RefSeq and is a predicted model, not a curated record. Bases 1 to 1188 code for a protein of 395 amino acids.
AUGGCGGGAGGCGAGGAGGCCUUUGAAUACUGCGAUGUGGUCAUCAACAGCCAGGAGAAGGUUUCGGACGUGUACACGCAGCUGGAGAAGCUGGGAGAGGGAAAAUUUGGGACGGUGUACCGGCUGCAGGAAAAAGCCACUGGCAAAAUCCGGGCUGGGAAGUAUUUCCGGAUGCGGACGGCUAAAGAGAAGCAGGCAGCUCGGGCCGAGGUGGAGCUCAUGAACCUGCUGCAUCACCCGCGCCUCGUGCAGUGCCUCGACGCCUUCGCGGGCGGGGUCCCCAGCACCUUGUCCUCCCCCAGUGUGGCAGGCGGGGAGCUCUUUGAGCGCAUCGUGGACGAUGACUUCGAGCACACGGAGCCCAGCAGCGCCCAGUAUGUGCAGCAGAUCCUGGAGGGGCUGAAGUUCAUGCACGGCCAGGCUGUCGUCCACCUCGACCUCAAACCCGAGAACAUCGUCUGCGUCAGCCCCGGCAGCCACUGGCUCAAGAUCGUCGACUUUGGCUUGGCACAGAAGCUGGCUCCAGACACCCCUGUGAAGGUGUUGCAUGGCACCCCUGAGUUCAUGGCUCCAGAAGUGGUCGCCUUUGAGCCCGUCAGCUUCUCCACAGACAUGUGGAGCGUUGGUGUCAUCUGCUACAUCCUGCUGAGCGGGGAGUCCCCCUUCCAGGGGGACAAUGACAUGGAGACGCUGAGCAACAUCACAGCUGCCCGGUGGGACUUUGAGGAGGAGACCUUCUCAGAGAUCUCCCAGCAAGCCAAGGACUUCAUCAGCCAACUGCUGCGGAAGGACCCCUGCCGCCGGCUCUCCAGCGCGGGGGCUCUGCUGCACCCCUGGCUGCAGCAGCCCCAGCCCAACAGCACCAAGGCGCUGUCGAAGGAGAGGAUCAAGCAGUUCCUGACUCGUUGGAAGUGGCAGAAAACAGGCAAAGCUCUGCUGGCCCUCAACAGGUUGACCUUGCUGUCCCAGAGCUCGGAGAGGAAAGCGUUAGAGGCUCAGGACGAGGAAGACCCGGGCUGCAGCCUGGAGGAGGACCAAGCCUCUGGCUCUCUGCCCCAACGAGGUCCCAGCUUCUCAGAGCUGCUGACGGACCGAGAGGAGAAGGAGGAAGGUGGGAGCGCUGUGGCCGCAGGGGAGGCAGAGAGCAGCGUCAGUGUGACCGUGCCACCCCAGCCCUGGACCAGCUAG